Messenger RNA from Phasianus colchicus (ring-necked pheasant), 3568 nucleotides. RefSeq names its product Myb/SANT DNA binding domain containing 4 with coiled-coils (gene MSANTD4). The record is from RefSeq and is a predicted model, not a curated record. Lineage: Eukaryota; Metazoa; Chordata; Aves; Galliformes; Phasianidae.
GAGUUCCCUUCUUUAUUUUUUCCCACCUAUUGCACUUCAAUCCAGGUUGAACUAGCUUCCAACACCUUCAAGGCAAACUUGCAUCGUAUUUUAUGAGCACUGUCAAAACACGUAAAUAAUGUAAUAACAUAAAUUAAAGCCUUGGUCAUGCAUAGGUUUUAUGAAAUACAAUAUGCAGUGUAAAAAAUUGCCAACAAAGUGGUAUGGUCUUAUUGCCCUCUCUCCAGUAUUUCCCUUCUAAAUUUUUACAGGGCACAGUGGGCAUAGCGUAGCAGCAAAACCGUGAGCUGAUAAAACCCCAUAGGUCUGUGUGAGCGCGGUGACCUGCAGCGUCUGUAUCUGAAAGGGUUCAGGAAGGGCCCGCUCAUCAGCGUGCAAAGGAGUCACUGCGCGGAGCACAUCGGGCAGAACGCAGGCAAGGCGCUUCAGCAACGCAUGUAAACGUAGAUGUUAAUUAUGCAUCUCCAAGCACCGCGUUGCCACGGCAACGAGACGCACACGGGGCGAGGUCCGGGCACCUCAGCGGGGGCUGCGGGUACAGGAAAAGGGGUCGCGACAGCACAGCUCCGCUGCAUUUCGCUGGCGUGCUGGCUUUCGUGAAGUAAUAUUGCCGCUUACAUAAGCGGCAAAUUUCAGAACAUUUCCUCCCACCACGAAAUCACCUGGACGAGCAUUACUCGGCUCGUUUUACAGGUGAACCUCACCGCAGGAACGCAGUCCAACCCCGCAGCCCGCCCGCCCAACGCCUCACUGAGCGCAAGUAACGCGCCGCCUGAAAGUCAUAGAGCUGAAGGCGGGCUUUGGCAGAAACUACCCAAUCAUCGGAAGGCAUCGCAACAACAAUAGUUCCAGUUUCCAGACCAGAGGUGAGAGCCUUCUUAACUUUCAGAUGAUUCUGGCCUGACAGAAGGGCAGGAAGCUUCAUACAUCUUAAAUAGAAAUAUGCGGCUUGCAAAACUUGGAAACUUUGAACCCUGAGAAAUAGGAAAAUACUACAAAGUGAAGACAAAACACAUCUAACAAGAGCUGAUCUCUGCUUUCAUUGUUUUUUAAACUUUGUGUUAAUAACUCUUAGCGUCAAAUAGCCUCUGUAAUCUGCUGUGCUAAAAUUAUUAGCUUAAAGCUGGAAAAAAUGAAACAAUUGAAAAGAAAAAGAAAAAGUAAUUUUAGUGUUCAGGAGACUCAAACUCUCCUUAAGGAAAUCAGAAAAAGGAGAGAAGUACUCUUUUCAAAGCAACUUAAUACAACAAUUAAUGAGAUGAAACGGAAAGCAUGGGAGGAAAUAGCAGAGUGUGUGAAUGCUGUAGGUGAAGGUGAGCAAAGAACAGGGACAGAAGUGAAAAGGCGAUACCUUGACUGGAGAGCUCUCAUGAAGAGAAAGCGUCUGAAUGCAAACAUCAAGGCAGUUGGUGCAGGGUUUCACCUUCCUUCAUCCGACUUAGAUGACUCUCUCAAUGAAGAUGUGGAUGACAAAAUGGGGUUUGCAAAUGAAUCUAGUUUUGAAUGGCAGAACAUUACUGACUUCAGAGAAGCAGGUGGGUCUUUAACAGAAAUCAAAGUAGAAGAAGAAGAGGAGGAUCCACAGAAUUUUGAAUUUCCUAUUGAGGAAGAAGAAAUUUUUUCAUCAGUUUUGCCAGAUUCAAAAAAAGAAAAUGACUUACCAGAUUUCACCCACAUUGAGGAGUUUGGAAAUCUAAGUUCUGCGCAAGCUAGACUAGCCUAUGAAGAUUCACACUUGCUUAUAAAUCUAGAGAAGCAGAAGGUGGAGCUGGAGAAGCAGCGAUUAGAUAUUGAAGCCGAACGGUUGCAAGUGGAGAAGGAGCGCCUGCAAAUUGAAAAAGAACGGCUGCGGCACAUUGACUUGGAGCAUGAGAGACUGCAGCUGGAAAAGGAGCGACUUCAAAUUGAGCGGGAGAAACUGAGGCUAGAGACUCUGCGUGCUGAGAAACCUGCCCUGGAAAAUGACCUCACCCAAUCGGAAAAACCCAUCAUACAGCCUCUGGAUCUAGAAACUGAAAAGUUAAAACUUGAAAAAGAACGCUUGCAGUUAGAGAAGGAAAGGUUGCAGUUCUUAAAAUUUGAGUCAGAAAAGCUGCAGAUUGAGAAGGAGCGCUUGCAGGUGGAGAAAGAACGCCUCAGAAUUCAGAGAGAGGGUCUCUUGCAGUGAACUUCUCAACUGGAGUGUUAAUACUAGUGUUCUGUUGUUUGUAGAAUAUAGAUAGUUCUUUUUCUGAUGCUGAAACUGUUGUAAAGGUCUAAUGUUCUUCUGUUCAGAGUUCAAUGUUGAUGUUGAAGUAUAACAUUAGAAGAAAAAAAACUGGUGCUCAGUAAGUCAGUGUGCCUGUGUAAAUAUGCUUAUAUAAUAAAUUGCUUUUCAGUGUAUCAGAACUAAGUGCUGUUAUGUUACUCUUGUCUUCAGUGUUGUGUUGUAUUUGUUAUGUGUCCUUCUCUCAAGACACAUUAAGAAGAGUCAAAUCCAAAUGCUGUAUUACUUUUUUUUUUAUACUGCACUAGCAGUUAGGGAGUAUUAGAAUAAGUCAAUAUUUCCUGUGAGGGCCUCAUGCAAAGGGUAGUCCAUGCAGUAAAUAAGUAUAAUUAGAACGUAGUAACAUACAGUCAUGAUGUGCUUCAUUAAACUUUAUUUCCUCUUUUUGUUUUUUUCCACUUCCGCAGCUGAAAGGUAUUCAUUAAAAGUUCAAGAAGUACCCUACAGUGGUGUUUACUGUUGGAAGUGCAGGAGGUUGUGUUCUGCCUUUUUGAAGUAUUCAUACCAGAUAAUUAUACGUCAACCUACCUACCAUAAGACUUUUGGAUGCAUCAGGUCAUUAAUGAUGUUAUGUGAAGUAUUACCUGUCAGUAUAGCAUGGGGGCUUCGUAGCAGGAAGUGACAGCUGUCUGAUCAAUCUGUGAUCAUUCCCUAAAGGAUGGUUUAUUUCUUGAAAGAGUUCCGCUGAUGAUAAGAGUCUUGGGAGUGAAGACACAGGCUGAGCACAGGCUAACGAGAACUGAGCUUGAACACUAAUGCUCUUGAUAUUAAUUCUUCCUGGCCAGCACUGAGGUUCACAGAAUCACAGAAUGGCUUGUGUUGGAAGGGACCCCAGGGAUCAUCAAGUUCCAAUCCCCUGCCAUGGACAGGGCCGCCAACCUCCAGGUUAUUUCUGUGAGACAACUGGUAGAGGUUUUUAUGACUGAUGCCAUACAGCAUGUUUUAGAUAGGUAAACAGAAGUAGUUAGUGCUGAACGCCAUUGUUUCAUAUGUAAUGUAUUUGUUUCAAUAAAAGCCUUUUUUGUGAUUUCAUGUAUGUGUAAAUCCCAACUGAGCCACAUUUUAGAAUUGUUUUUUCUGUGAGCAACUACCUUUUUUGAUUCCAUUUGAAACUAUGAGAAUACUAAAUCUGAAUAUAUGUUGAGUGACUUGACAUGGAUUCUCGUGAAAGUAGAUAUAUUUAUACCACUAUAGGAUUACUUUUAUUCUGCAACAAAAACAUUAUUUUUUUAUUAUGGAGACAAGUGUGCUUCUACAGUGGAAAUAAAUUUGACUACUGCAACCCAAAAUUGCUCUUGAGAC